Messenger RNA from Ornithodoros turicata, 2758 nucleotides. RefSeq lists its product as uncharacterized. The transcript has 23 exons. Lineage: Eukaryota; Metazoa; Arthropoda; Arachnida; Ixodida; Argasidae. The record is from RefSeq and is a predicted model, not a curated record. Bases 466 to 2601 code for a protein of 711 amino acids.
GAAAAAAAGGCUCGUUCCCUUCUUUUGCUGCGGACUCUUGGCUGCGACACACCAAGCAUUACUACGCUCGUGACAACUCCACGUUCUUGAAUCAUGACCACAAAUCCCGACCAGGUUAUUCUGGUUUUAGUGGAAGAUAUACGUCUGGCCACUCGGUCGACGUCUACAUCGGCCCUACACCCGACGCGCGACGCGUCCUGUGAGACGAUACAGGCGAAGCACGUGGAUGCUGAUACCACGACAAAUGAGGGUGUCGCCAGAGACAGGAAGUAAAAAGCGUGGAUCUGGCUUUUGAUACUGCUUUUAAUCAGCGCAGGAGUAAUUUUCUUGAUCAUUGUUCGGGAUGAGCGUGCACCGAUCAACACCCCGGCAAGUACAGGAACGAGUACUACCACAGAAGACGACUACCUGACUAAGUCGCACGAGCUCAGCAGCGACGAAGGAACACCAACGACGACCUCAAGCAUGCAAACAACGACGAAAAGCACUCCAACAGUUACAACGCAGGCGUACAAGCCAGGAGACUUUCUUCUGUGUUCCGUCACAUCCGGCAUGGCAGACCAUCUCCCUAAAGAUGGCUUGUGCAACGUAAUCUUCUUUUCACUGAUCACGACCAACACCAGCGUGAUGUUUUCUAGUAUGAGAGUAAUUGCGUUGAACCGCAUCAGAAGAUACGUUGCUGUGUCAAGGAGAACUCAAUGCGGGCUCGACUUCCCGUUCAACACUAUCGUCGAGCACCGAAACAACAUCGGAAGUUCAUCGACGCUCCAAGCCAUUAGAGAGAUCGGUGCACCCUUGUCCGGCGUCCUCACUGCCAAAGUGGGACCAAACUGGGAUGAGCGUAGCGAAGCCACGAGUGUCUUGCUUCGUGUGCUGCAGAGCAAACUACAGAGCACGGACGGGCCAGCCAUCGGAGUGACUGCAGAAGGCGCGUCCGGCAAAAGAAAAGAUGUCCUUGGAGUCCUUUCACGUCUUUUGAAAGCGGUAAAUCCUAUGUAUGUGGUCUUCCGUAGUUCUAUCCUCGUUUCGGAUAAAGGCUGUCAAGUUCGAGCACCCUCACCGUUGCAUGGCGCCUCGCCGUCUUUUAUGGACAUUGUUGAGCUCGAGGUCUCUACUGUCCUGCCAGCACUUUCGGAUCAGGAAGUCUCCACAGUUCUUGCAAAAUUAAAAGAAAUCGGUGUUCAAACAGGGGAAGAUUUGAGGUUCUUAGAAGAGCCAGACCUUCGUGGGGUGCUGAAACCAAUACAGAUUAGGAGAUUCCUCUCCACAGUAAAGAGAGGUGAUGGCUCUGUUCCUGAGUCAGGUUCCUCUUUUAGCACGACACCACCUUGCACAUCUCCUUUGCAAGUCCCCUCAGUGCCGGACACCCAACAACAUCAGUGUGAAAGCAAAGCUUCGAACGUGGACCCCAACUGGCCAGUAAACUUCCAAGUUUGUUGGGAAAGCAUGCCACCACAACUAAUAUCCGCAGUGAAGAAAAAGGAGCGCCCGUCUAGCAGGCUGCGUCGUGAAAUGGUCCGUCUGGUAGUUGACCAAGCCAGAACCAUGUGUGAGCGCCCACUCAAGAAACACUACGAAAUUAUUGCAAGACGAAUUGUGGGCCAGUAUCCAGCAUCAUUUCAAGAUGCCUUUGAAGGCACGGUUGUUGGGACGGGUCACGAUUCGCUUCUUAAUCAGCUGGUCUUUAGGACCGAAAACUGUGUACGCUUUAAGAACCGUUGCUCUGGUGAGACGACGGAUCUGACGAAGAGUGGACGAAAGAAGGCCCGCAUGUACGGUUGCUUCAAGGAUUCUACCACUGAAAACAUUGAUGAGGAGUGCUUGGAAGAAAAAAAAGAAACGCUAAAACAUUGGUAUGUGACGAACACUGGUCAAAAAGAUGACAUCAAAGCGGAGAUGAAGGCGACAUACUUGCUGCAACGGAAAAUGAUCGAUUCGAAAAUCAAGACCCCCGAACUCCUGUCGGAAUGGCCGUACCUCUUCACGCCCGACGGCAUGUUCAUCCACUUUCACGAGCUUGUUGGCAUACACGUCGAGGAUGUGCUCCCAGUGUCAUUCAAGGAAAAGGGACUGAGCAUUUUGAAAUUUGCACAACAGUGCGAGAAAAGUGAUGUUGCCACGCAAAUCCUGGCGGAGCUGGAAGAUGCGCCAGGCACAGAACUGCAAAACCAGGCAGUCGCAGUGACCCUUCUCCUGUUACACUACUUAGAGGAAAAUGAAGGUGCCGUCUUCAUUGUUCGUGGCGAUCCUUGUACUGCCCGUGAUGUGGAGCAGUCUGACCUUCCAGCAAGCCCAAGAAUUAUUGUUAUUGGUGAUUCUGCAUGGUGCCCGUCCUCAUUCAUGUUGAGUGUAGACAAGAUUGUUGUCACAGACCUCAUCGAUGACUUUAUCACGGCAAUCAGCGUCUGGUUUGCUCUCCACUAUGUGCUGAAUCUUGUAUAUGCCCAAGAAAGUCAAGCAUUGCUGGAGUUCCUGCAAAGGACAUUUCUCGGGAUAAACCCUGACCGAGGUUCAAGAGCAGAGAAGAGGCAGCGCACGCCUGUCAAUAAAAAGGUGCUGCGACUCGUCGACAAGCUGUCGCACUUUGAGUGGCAUGUUUAACACUUGUUUUCCAAGCAAAUGCAUAAGACUGUUGCAUUGCUGAUUUGACCUAAUGUCACAGCCACUCUGCUGCGUUUUUUCACGUUUUUUCCACUGUUCCAUCAGCGACUGGGCGAACAUAGGGCACAUGGCCACUCUUAUGCUGCGUUUUUUGAAG